AUGGCGAAGCAGUACGAUGUCCUGUUCCGGCUGCUGCUGAUCGGGGACUCCGGCGUGGGCAAGACCUGUCUGCUAUGCCGCUUCACCGACAACGAGUUCCACUCCUCGCACAUCUCCACCAUCGGUGUUGACUUUAAGAUGAAGACCAUCGAGGUGGACGGCAUCAAAGUGCGGAUCCAGAUCUGGGACACAGCGGGGCAGGAGAGAUACCAGACCAUCACCAAGCAGUACUACAGAAGGGCCCAGGGUAUAUUUUUGGUCUAUGACAUCAGCAGCGAGCGGUCUUACCAACACAUCAUGAAAUGGGUCAGCGAUGUGGACGAGUACGCCCCGGAAGGUGUCCAGAAGAUCCUGAUCGGGAAUAAGGCAGACGAAGAGCAGAAACGGCAGGUGGGCCGAGAGCAGGGGCAGCAGCUGGCACGGGAGUAUGGCAUGGACUUCUAUGAAACAAGUGCCUGCACCAACCUCAACAUUAAAGAGUCCUUCACGCGGCUGACCGAGCUGGUGCUGCAGGCGCACAGGAAGGAGCUGGAUGGGCUGCGGACGCGGGCCAGCCACGAACUGGCCUUGAUGGAGCCGGAGGAGGAGGAGGGCAAGCCCGAUGGCUCAGCGAACUCUUCUAAAACCUGCUGGUGCUGAGGGUCAUGCCUGGGGCCGCCCCACACCACACACCCCGUUCCCUCAGGAGGUCUAUGGGCAGCCAGGGAGGCCAGGCCCUGACCCGCUGCUGGCCUCUCAUUCGAUGACCCUGUUGAGCAUCAGUAGCUGCUCCUCCCCUGCCUGGCCCUGAUGGGCGGCACUUCGUCCCCAGCUGGCCUCAGGCCUGCUCUGACCUGACCUCGUGCUCUGGGCAUCUCAUUGCCCCCAGUACCCCAGGCUGGGCCCAAGGUGCGGUCAGGGCUGCUUUAAAGCGCCUCCACGUCUGCUCCCUGCUCCCUCUCUCUGGCCCCCCUCUUGCUGUGGCCCCUUUCCUCCUGUGUGUUCUGGGUCAAGGCCCCUCCCCACAACAUGUCCUGCUGUGGGUGACUGCAGCUGCAGCACCCCAUUUUAGCCCUAUCCAAGGGAAUGGACGUAGGCUCUGGGAGGUGACCCACCACUCUGCUCUGGAGUGAGCCCCUAGCUUUGAGGGUUGUGGGGAGCUGAAGGUUUCAGGGUAUCUCUUCCUCCUCUCCUCCCCACUUCCCCUGCUGUGCCAUGGGGAGAAGGAGCAACAUCAGGAGGACAUGCCACCUGCUGGGCCUCAAGCCCGGGGGUCCGUCCAUCCUACCUCCACCUGCUCCCCAACCUGAGCUCCGCCUUGCUCGGCUGCCUGCCUGCCUCCCUGUACGUGGACUGUGCUUGGAGGCAGGUGCUUCAGAGGACACAAUGGCGAGGGGUGCCGAGGGGUCACCUCCAUUCUCUACCUCCCGUGUGGCAGGUAUAUAGCUCCUCCCCAACCCUGCCCAGAAUUUAUAGAUAUGGACCAAAGCCCGAGGGGACUGCAGGAAUGAGGAGAGGCCUGGGCCCAGGAGACUGUCAGGUAGCUGU
Messenger RNA from Ochotona curzoniae (black-lipped pika), 1527 nucleotides. It is a transcript of the gene RAB15, whose product is annotated as RAB15, member RAS oncogene family. The record is from RefSeq and is a predicted model, not a curated record. Gene Ontology annotation, biological process: Rab protein signal transduction. Gene Ontology annotation, molecular function: GTP binding; GTPase activity. Lineage: Eukaryota; Metazoa; Chordata; Mammalia; Lagomorpha; Ochotonidae. The coding region runs from base 1 to 639 and encodes 212 amino acids. The transcript is spliced from 7 exons.